This is a messenger RNA of Tilletiopsis washingtonensis, 2401 nucleotides long. RefSeq lists its product as hypothetical. The coding region runs from base 102 to 2300 and encodes 732 amino acids. The record is from RefSeq and is a predicted model, not a curated record. Gene Ontology annotation, biological process: chromatin remodeling; regulation of transcription by RNA polymerase II. The transcript is spliced from 6 exons. Gene Ontology annotation, molecular function: chromatin binding; zinc ion binding; transcription coactivator activity. Lineage: Eukaryota; Fungi; Basidiomycota; Exobasidiomycetes; Entylomatales. Gene Ontology annotation, cellular component: nucleus; SAGA-type complex.
CGAGCCCCCUGACCUGCCCCAGCCGCGCCUCCUCUCGGGUCCGCUCUCGUACCGCCCGUCGCAGUGCGCGCUCUGCCCGUUCCGUCGUUGCGCGCGCGGCCAUGACGGUCUCGCACCGCAAGAACAAGCCCGCCGCGGCGCCCGCCGGGCCGACGGCGGCAGAGCCGGGCGUGCGCUACCACUGCGAUGCGUGCGGCGCAGACAUCACGCUCACCGUGCGCGUGCGCUGCGCCGAGUGCGAGGACUUUGACCUCUGCGGCAGCUGCUUCUGCGAGGGCGCACGCACAAAAGGCCCGCACCGGCCGUGGCACGACUACCGUGUGGUGGAGCAACACGCCUACCCCAUCUUCACGGCCGACUGGGGCGCCGACGAGGAGCUGCUGCUCAUCGAUGGUGCGCAGAUCUACGGCCUGGGCAACUGGGCCGACAUUGCCGACCACAUCGGCAACCGCACCAAGGAGGAGGUGGAGCGCCACUAUCUCGACGUGUACAUCGAGGGCCGCGAUGGCACAGAGGUGGGCGACGCGCGGGCUGAGGCGGCGAUUCGCGCCGAAGAGCAGCGCGCUGCAGGCACGGGCUCGCGCGUGCGCCCGCCAGUUGUCGGGCCGAACAUGGCUUUCGAUGCAGGCAUGGAGGCCGAUGAGUUCCAGACGCGCAAGCGGCGGCGAAUAGAGGGGCUGCGGCAAUCGCAGCGCAUGCAGAACCUCGCGUCCAGCUCGCAGUCCGGCGGCAAGCCUCCACCGCCGCCGAAGCCGCUCGUGUCCGCACCGACGUCGCACUCCGAGCUGGCCGGCUUCAUGCCCGGCCGUCUCGAGUUCGAGACGGAGUACGAGCAGGAGGCCGAGAACCUGACCAAGGACAUGGAGUUUGGCAAGGUGUACAAGUUCGGCGGCGACCUGCCCGGCGAGCUCGAGGCGCUCGGCACGACUGCCACGGCUGGCCGGCGGCGAGACGGCCCCAGCUCAGCGCGCAUGGGCGGCGGCGCGAUGGCCUCGAAGCGCGAGCAGAGCAGCAAGGGCCUGAAGAAGGACGGCAAGCAGGGCGACGAGGAUGAUGAGGACGGCGAGGACGGCGCCAAGGAGAAGGACGAUGACGAGGAGAAGGACCAUGAUGAGGAUGAGCCGGAGCCGGAGGAGCCAGAUCCGGACGCCGACGAGGACGCCGACGUCAGCAUGGCCGACGGCCACGACGACGCGGAGAGCGCCGCAGGCACACCGGCGCCCGCCUCGGCCAUCGCCGGCACGUCCGCUGCGACCGACAAGCAGUCGCAGUCGCAGACCCAGGACCAGACCGGCACGCCGGCGCCGGGCGCAGAGGCCGCCUCGGCAGAUGCAGCGGGCUCCGGUAGUGCUGCUGCUCCGGCUGAGGGCGACGCAAGCGGCGCCGACCGCGCGGCAGACUGGGACGAGGAUGAGGCGGAUCUCGACCUCAAGCUCACGGUGCUGCAAAUGUACAACGAGCGCCUCGACCGGCGAGCGCGGCGCAAGGAGUUCAUCUUCGAGCGCAACUUGAUCGACUACAAGAGGAACCAGACGGCCGAGCGCAAGCGCGCCAAGGAAGAGCGUGAGCUGCUCUCGCGCGUGCGGCACUUUGCGCAGAUGCAGACGGCGCUCGACUUUGAGAUGUUCCUCAACGGCCUCUGCCACGAGGAGGCACUGCGGCGCGCCGUCACGCAGCUGCAGCGCUAUCGCGCCGCCGGCAUCACGACGUUUGCCGAUGCCGCACGCUUCGACGCCGAGACGGCCGAGCGCGCCAAGCGCGCUGCGCAGAUUGCAGAGGGCGGCCUGGCUGCCUUUCCGGCCAGCGGAGCAGCGGGCACGCCGCGUGGCCGAGCGGACACCACGGCGGCGACUGCGGCGGCUCUCGCUCGUGCACGCGCAGCCAGCUCGGUCGCACUCGACGAGGCUACUGCGACGCCGACGUCCAAGGCGGCGGCCGAGGCCAAGGUCCCGCGCAAGCCACCAAAACCGCUCGACCUCUCCGAGCACCCGUCGCUGCACCUGCUUACCGCGAGCGAGGCGUCGCUGUGCUCGACGCAGCGCAUCCUGCCGUCGGCGUAUCUCGUGAUGAAGAAGGAGAUCAUUGCCGAGUACGUGCGGCGCGGGCGCCUCUCGCGCCGCGAGAGCCGCACGCUCUUCAAGAUGGACGUCAACAAGGUCGGCAAGGUGUUCGACCUCAUCGAGGCCGAGGGCUGGCUCGCCCCGCCGCGCCACGGCAGCUCGGCGCACGCCUCUGCGGCUGCGACGUUGGCGGCCACGACGCCCACGCCGAUGGCACACGCCGUGCUCAACGGCAGCUAGCCACGACUCCACGCCCAGCAUCCCUUUCCGCGCGACGCCGCAGCAUCUGUACGCUAUACCCACUUUACGACGUUGCAUUGACGACUGAGACGAGACACUCU